AUGCCAGGUUCAUUCGGUGAAGCUCAGCAGGGUCGCAGGCGCUCAAGCGUCCGUCGCCCAUCUAUCGCUACGACCCGCCUCGGACCCCUCACCCACCACAAGAAGCCCGAGCCAGGCGCUCCCUUCAAAAUCAUCUUUGUCGGCGCUGGCAACAUCAACUUUGGAAGCGAUGAGGGACCUUGGGACCACUCGUUCCGCCUCGAGAACAAGCUCGGCCCGCGUCUCAAAGUCGUCGCAAUCAUCGACCCCAACGAGACCGUCGCCAAGCAACGCCUUGACGUCAAGCGCUCCUCGUUCGUCGAGAUGGCCUACCGCGACACGCGCAUCUGUUCCUCGCUCGACGACUUUGUCUCGACCAUGAAGGAGCACGAGCGUCCGCAUGCGUUUGUCGUCGGAAGUCCGGCCGCGUUCAGGGGUUCGACGAAGCAGGGGAGGGACUUUGAGAUGCAGGUGUUGAAGCACUUCCCCAAGGACACGCCGGCGAUGUUCAUCGAGAAGCCGCUCUCGGCCGACUCGGUCGACGAGGCGCUCACGGUCGCCAAAGCCCUCGUCGACUCGAAAGCCGUCGUAUCAGUCGGCUACUUCCUCCGCUACCUGCGCGUCGUCCAGAAGAUGCGCCAGAUCAUCGAGGACAACGAGCUCGAAGUGAUGGCUACCAACGCUCGCUACGUCUGCUCGUACGCCAACAUCGCCAAGCCUGCGUGGUGGAUGAAGAGCAAGGACUGCGGACCCAUUGUUGAGCAGGCGACGCACUUCAUCGACUUGUCGAGGUACUUCGGCGGCGACGUCGACAUGGACAGCGUCCAAGCGCAUGCUCUCGAGUGGGACGAGCCCGCCGGCCAACUCUCCGCCGUGCCCGUCGACGAAUCCUCCAUUGCGCCCGACGACCGCAUCCCGCGCGUGACGUCCGCGACCUGGAAAUACGAGAACGGCGCCGUCGGAUCCUUGACGCACGCGCUCGUCCUCCAGGGGUACAAGUACUCGUGCGAGUUGGACGUCUUGUGCGAUGGGUACCAGUUGAAGUUGAUUGAUCCGUAUAACGCGCCGGAGUUGAGGGUCCGCACGCCGGAGGGGGACGAUGAGCAGGUGUACACGUUCGAGCGCGACGACCCGUACCUCUCGGAACUCGCCGGCUGGAUCGACGAGAUUCCGGAGGGCCAAGCUACCGACAGCGCCGUGGCGGAUGACGAUAGUUUCGCGAUAUUAUCCAGUUACGCUGAUGCGGCUAAGACGUACGCGCUCUCCUGGGCCAUCCGCCAGAUCUCGGAGGCCAACACGAAGCGCUUCAGGAAGAAGGAGAAGAAGGUUGCCGCCUAG
Rhodotorula toruloides NP11 is the source of this 1317-nucleotide messenger RNA. RefSeq names its product NAD dependent oxidoreductase. The coding region runs from base 1 to 1317 and encodes 438 amino acids. NCBI's taxonomy places the organism in Eukaryota, Fungi, Basidiomycota, Microbotryomycetes, Sporidiobolales, Sporidiobolaceae. Gene Ontology annotation, molecular function: nucleotide binding. The record is from RefSeq and is a predicted model, not a curated record. The transcript has 13 exons.